Molecule: messenger RNA, 2467 nt
Organism: Varroa destructor (honeybee mite)
Lineage: Eukaryota; Metazoa; Arthropoda; Arachnida; Mesostigmata; Varroidae
Gene: Grip84
Product: Gamma-tubulin ring protein 84
Biological process (GO): cytoplasmic microtubule organization; spindle assembly; meiotic cell cycle
Cellular component (GO): gamma-tubulin complex; microtubule organizing center; spindle pole
Molecular function (GO): gamma-tubulin binding; microtubule minus-end binding
Source: RefSeq, a predicted model, not a curated record
GGGUUUUGGCGGCGCAAACAAUGACAGUGAGAGGUUCGUAAAAAAUCCCGUUGAAAUGGAGCUUCUUCGGGGUUUUGAAGGAACUUUGGAACGACCCGACCAUGUUAGCAAAGAAUCGACCCACCUCACGAGGGGGAACUUCCCGUACGGUUUGGCGCAACCUAUACCCCUAUAUUCUGGGCUGGAAGGCCACAGUGUCGAGACACAGGAACGGCUGCUUGUUCGAGGUGUUCUCUGCGUGCUUGGACUGACACCUCAUGACUUUGUGUGGAGCGAACGUGGAAAAUCUGGCGAGUGCAAAAUACAUUUCCACCCCAAGUUGAAUCCUCAGCUUGUAACCGAGGCCAAGGAUUUCGCCGAUCUCGCCCGCCAUCACAGUGCCAUCAGACAGUUCAUUACCGACUACCAGUCCACGGGAUAUACAUUGACACUUCAAUCAUUAGUGGGCUGUCUGAACGCAGUCUUGACCACGUUUCGCCUACUACUUGUUACGAUCUCCGACCAAGCGUACAAAUUUACUCUUAAGCUGCUUCAGCAACAUUUAGCCCAACAACGAGUGAUACUCCUAACUUUAUCCGAUCUCUGUGUUACUAUAAGGAACGACCGUUUAGAUGGAGCUCCAAUUCUCUCUCAUCUGUUUAAGCUAAUGGGCAACUCAGGCAACUCCGUAGUACAGAAACUCUAUGAACGUUGCCUUCGUGAAUCAAUGAGGCCGUAUGUUUCGAUGCUGAGACAGUGGCUUAAAGGCCAGUUUGUAAUUGAUCCCCAUGGUGAAUUUAUGGUUCAAGUGCGACCAUUAUUUUUGCGUGAAGGUGACCUAAUAUCCUCCAAAUACGAGCUACUUGAACAAGGUGUACCUUCUUUUUUGGCCGACCUAACCGAGGACAUCCUCACCGCUGGCUGUCACGCAGAAAUGGUCAAUUCAGUUGAGGCCGAUUUUGAUGAAGAGAUCACGACAGAGGCGACUGUUGAUAAGUACCUCUUAGAACCUGCAGGCGCGUCAUCUUGUCCUUCUGUCGAGGAACUUCAAAGUGGAGUCCAAGCUAUUCUAGCGGAAACUUCUGCCACGCUUUUCCGUCUAAUGAAUAAGUACGGCGAUCUCGAUGAGCAUCUCACAUCCUUUAAGGAAGUAUAUCUUUUUGUUCGUGCCGAUAUUUUUAGGCGGUUCUGCGACUUGAGCCGAGGACAACUAAUCAUUAGUAAUUCAAUGUGUUCCCCUAUGGUUCUGAAUAACUUCCUUGCCGACGCUGUUUCCGGCAGUGCAGCUUCUGUUUUCACUCAAUCACAGAUGGGACUGAAGUUCUUGGAAGAAACACUUAGCGUGCGACUAGUAAAUCGCGCUAUCCGUGAGGGCUCACUCAGAGAAGAGGAAGGAGCGAGACUACUGAGUACUCGGCAAGCUUACCUUAGUGGGUGCGGGCACACUUUUGAAUGCAUCGCCACUGAUCUGCACGGCGGGUGGAUACUCCAACACUUGCUCAGUCCUGAUGUACGAGAAAUGUACGAAUUGAUUUUUGGUGUUCGUUUACAAUUGUUUCUAGGCGAAUGCUUCUGCGCGGACGUGCUGCCAUACUGCAUAGGACUGGCCAGAGCCUUGCUACAGCGAAUGCUUGUUUUUAGCCAGAGUAUUUCCGCUUACUUCUCAAUAUUUUCGGUUGAGCAAGAAUGGUCGCGACUGCAGAAGCGUCUUAGUCAAGUCCGUACUGUCGACUCACUAACCCGAACCCAUUCAAAUUACGUCCGGCGAAUCUAUCAACGCUGUCUUCUCGACAAUCUGCAAGCAUCAAUGAGACUGAUCAGCAUCGUAUCGACCGUUUUACAGGCCGCCAUGUCUAUUGACAAAUUAGUUAACGCCGAAAACACGGUGAUUCAGCUGCCCGGUUCAUCGAAGCUGGGCACAUCCUCCGGAACUAACUCAGAGUGUUCCGUCGAUGUAGAACGGGAGCUUGGCGCACUUGAAAUGAUGGCCAUGCCUGAAGGCGAUCUGGCAGACGUCGUUGUAUACUUUGAAAGGCAGUUCGACACAGCUGUCGCUCGAUGGCUGGAUAUAGAAGAAAUUAAGACUCAUGAACAACUGCUGACUUUGUUAGCAAUGAAUGAAUGCUAUACUGUUGUUAGCGCGUAGACGUCACCUAACACCUUCUGAAUAUUACCUUUUGUCAAUGUACAGUUAUGGCACUAAUAAUGAACGAUAUAUAAUACAGUUGGUGAUAAUCUCUGUACUAAGCUUUUAUAUUGAAAAACUGUAUGAAACUGGCUGGGUAACGCACACCGGUGGUUUCCGGUUGUUUUUGCGAUUUAACUCUAUUUCUGAAGAAGUGUUAAGUCAUCUGCAUUUAUUACAUUAGUUAUAGUUAAAUAAAGAUUAUGUAUGUAGUAAAAUGCCCACAUCAGUUACUAGUUCAGCGUUAGGCCAUAGGAGCCUAAUUUGUAUCAUUUAUGAUGAGUGCGCAGAAAGUGACUGCUG